CUUUCGCGAAGCUGACAAACACUUUUUCAUUUAUUGUAAUUAUUGCCGCAAUUCAUUGUAGUUUAGUUUUUAUCAGAGCUUGUGAAAUAUAAAUAUUACAGCAAAAUGUCUGCACGUUAUGAUCGCGCUGUAACUAUCUUCUCCCCAGAUGGUCAUUUGUUACAAGUGGAAUAUGCACAGGAAGCAGUGCGUCGAGGAUCUUCUGCUGUUGGAGUUCGAGGAAAAGAUGUGGUUGUGUUGGGUGUAGAAAAAAAAUCAAUGCCUACUUUGCAAUUAGAUCGGACAGUUCAGAAAAUUUGUACAUUGGAUGAACAUGUAAUCAUUGCAUUUGCCGGUUUAACUGCUGAUGCUCGUAUUCUUAUUAAUCGAGCUAGAGUCGAAUGUCAAAGUCACAAAUUGAAUGUUGAGGAUCCCGUCACCUUGGAAUAUAUAACACGGUACAUUGCUCAAUUAAAACAAAAAUACACACAGAGCAAUGGUAGACGACCCUUUGGAAUAUCGUGUUUGAUCGCUGGAUUCGACAGUAAUGGUGAACCACAUCUUUACCAGACUGAACCUUCUGGAAAUUAUUAUGAAUGGAAAGCCAAUGCCGUUGGUCGUGCUGCAAAAACCGUUCGCGAGUACUUAGAAAAGCACUACAAAGAGGAAAGCGUUGCAGAAGAAGACUCGGCAGUGAGGCUCACAAUAAAAGCGCUUCGUGAGGUAGCACAGUCCAGUGGGAAUUUAGAAAUUGUUGUAAUGAAAAAAGCAGAAAAACCUGGUGAUGCACCAAAAUUGGUUACACUUUCUGCGGAAGAAGUAAAAAAACACGUUGAAGCUAUUAAGCAAGAAAAAGAAGAAAACGAGAAGAAAAGCCAGAAAAAGUAAAUAUUUUUUGGAUCCUUAUCACAUACCUUUGCUUUUUCUUAAACUAAAAGUUUAUGUAAUCGGAAAUAAAAUAUAUUAAAUAAAGAUUUAUACAAUCAACGUCA
Messenger RNA from Bactrocera tryoni, 971 nucleotides. RefSeq names its product proteasome subunit alpha type-7-B (gene Prosalpha4). Gene Ontology annotation, cellular component: proteasome core complex, alpha-subunit complex; proteasome core complex; nucleus. The record is from RefSeq and is a predicted model, not a curated record. The transcript is spliced from 3 exons. Bases 106 to 867 code for a protein of 253 amino acids. Gene Ontology annotation, biological process: ubiquitin-dependent protein catabolic process. NCBI's taxonomy places the organism in Eukaryota, Metazoa, Arthropoda, Insecta, Diptera, Tephritidae.